AUGUCAACACCUUAUAUCACAAACCCUUGGGACCCACCCCCACCCGGCAAGAUGGAUUGUGCAUCCUGCAGUCGAGUGGUUCCUCAUCUACGUACCACAAUCUGUGGUUUCUGCAUUGCAAAACAACAACCCCCCGGUCACCAGCUGGUCCAUUGUGACUUUUGUUCAAUUGGCUAUCCUCAUCUCACCGGAAAACCUCCCAUCUGCGGGGUAUGUCUUUCCAAGGGUCUCACAAGCUCUGUCAAAUGUCCCCGACGCAAUGCAGACAAUUUGUCUUUACCAGAAUCCAUCGUUGGAUCCAAACGCCCUCGAGCAGCAGAUACCUACAUUCAACCUCCAAGAAUGAACCCUAACCCAUCAACGUCUUUCCGUUUUGAAAAGUCCGGUCGUUUCCACACCCCAGAGGCCAAUCUUGCUAGCGAAGAGGAAUCCAGUUUAUGGGGCCGAAAAAGACGAAUGGAAAGUGCAGAAUCGAAGAAAGUGGGUGCCGCCAACACUAAGGGUGGACGUGCUCGACUGCCACUUACAGGAAUCUUAGGUCCGGCAUCUCGUGCUGCUGCUGUCAAUGUUACCGCUCAACUUAUUAUCGCUGGAACGCCGAAAUCAUUUACCACCGACAACGGCGUCAAAACAUACUCGAGCUUUAUAAACACUCAGGCACCUGAUUGGCCCGUCUCUUUUGCUAGAGAUGCGUGGAAUGACAUCAUCUCCUUUUGCAACAACGACUUGAAGUUCCCCUCCAAAAACCUGUGUUCAAUGUAUCAAAUAUUCCCUCUUCCAAUCGAGUUUUCAGAUCUCUACAUAUCCCUGGGUGUAGCCAAAGACCACAUGACAUAUGAACAGAUUCGAAUCUAUGUGGAAACAAAGGCCAUCAAAAAGUCCCAACGGGGCCCUUCGCCUAAAAUCAACAUCACCUUGAUUUUCACCCCAGGCGUGUACUUGCAACAUGUUUCUGAGGACGAAUAUGACAGCUCGAGCAAAGCUCUGCAUAUUUCGCAGAAAAAGAGGAUGUCGAAUUCAACCUCCGUUGACAGUGAGGGCACAAGUGCCUACUACGACGAGGACGAUUUUGAGGCUGCUGUCCGGCAAUCCCUUGAGAAACCCCCGUACGUACUUCGGUCUCAGGCAUCUGGCCUUUCGGCCACUACAUUUCCGGAUCCUCUUCAAAAGGGCCAGGGCCCUCCAGGCUGGUGGUUUGAUCCAAUCAACGAGAGCCUGCCACUGUUGGGAUCCAACACCGGCACCUCUGGAACUCUAGAAUCGGGAAGUGGUGAUAUGAGCAACUGCAUAGUCGGCAACAUGAACAUGCUGUCUGGCGUAUUAGGAUCUGACUUCGAAUCUUCCAACAAAAACAUGCCAGACCUCCGAUUUUUGGGUGAAGUCGCCGUGCCUAUAUCCACCACCUGGGCCAAUCCCACCCGUGCUCCUAUUUGGAAGAAUGUGAUUCUUCUUGCGAUUCACGUCGAACCAGUAUCAGAUAUUCCGGAGAUAGGUGCCCUCAAAGAGACAUUGAACUUGCAAAUUGACCCGUUGUUUGAAACCAUCCGAAAGGCUGGCAUAUCUGUCAAGCCUUGGCGAGUAAGCUUUCACGUGGACUUGAGUGACGUCCACCCAUCAAGUGUGUCCAAAGAACAGUUUGGCGCACAAAUCAUGUUUGAAGGGUCCUUAUUCAAUGUCUUGGCAAGAAAGCGCAUGGAGGAUAACUUGUUGGUUAACUAUCUAGAGGAGCUGCAGAUGAACUGUCAAGCACGUAAAUUACUUUAUGACUUUCAAGAAUUUGUAGCAGGUCAUCCUGGGGCAAAUACUUUACUGGUAGACCUGGUCAAAAAGCUCGAGGUUGUCCGUCUCUUCAUAAUAUCUGAGAAGUUGUGGACAUCCCCUGAUUCUAAUGACCUAUGGGCGGUUGAGACGUACCAGAAGGUUUCACCGAAAAAAUAUGUUAGCCAUAAAUUGCCAGUCAGUUUGGAAGAGAGUGAUUUACUAUUCCAGGCCCUUCAAGCUUGGUCUCACUGGACAUUCAACCUGUACAAAGGUGAGGCCUUCUUGGCCGAAAUUUCUGCCAAAGGACACGUGCUGUCUCAAUUUCAGAUGGUGGAUCGCGAGGCUUGGUGGUCAUCCGAAAAUUCAAGGGAAAAAGGUGUUGCAUCCUUCUUGAACUCGCAUAAAUGCUUGCCAACAUGUCUGGACCUAGGUUUUACGGCAGUCAAGAAAGAUGGAUACAGACCCAGGCGUGCAGCAACAGGCUUGCGAGCUUUGGAGACAAGCCCUAUGAAAGCUGCAGAUGCAGCGCACAGUCCUGAUGAUGAUGGUUCGGAUUGGGGAGGAAAUGUCUGUUCUACACAAAUCAGCAGUUCUUUUAUGAGUUGA
Messenger RNA from Melampsora larici-populina 98AG31, 2367 nucleotides. RefSeq lists its product as uncharacterized. The record is from RefSeq and is a predicted model, not a curated record. Gene Ontology annotation, molecular function: protein serine/threonine kinase activity; ATP binding. Lineage: Eukaryota; Fungi; Basidiomycota; Pucciniomycetes; Pucciniales; Melampsoraceae. Gene Ontology annotation, biological process: protein phosphorylation. Bases 1 to 2367 code for a protein of 788 amino acids. The transcript has 6 exons.